This is a messenger RNA of Mesoplodon densirostris (Blainville's beaked whale), 1369 nucleotides long. RefSeq names its product actin alpha cardiac muscle 1 (gene ACTC1). The transcript has 7 exons. Bases 63 to 1196 code for a protein of 377 amino acids. Gene Ontology annotation, molecular function: myosin binding. The record is from RefSeq and is a predicted model, not a curated record. Lineage: Eukaryota; Metazoa; Chordata; Mammalia; Artiodactyla; Ziphiidae. Gene Ontology annotation, biological process: actin filament organization; actin-myosin filament sliding; heart contraction. Gene Ontology annotation, cellular component: sarcomere; actin filament.
CCACCGCCCGAGCAGCCGAGCCGAGCCCGCCCCGCGGACGACCCCACUGAAGCUGCACCAAGAUGUGCGACGACGAGGAGACCACCGCCCUGGUGUGCGACAACGGCUCCGGGCUGGUGAAGGCCGGCUUCGCGGGCGACGACGCGCCCCGCGCGGUCUUCCCUUCCAUCGUGGGCCGCCCGCGCCACCAGGGAGUCAUGGUGGGUAUGGGUCAGAAGGAUUCCUACGUAGGUGAUGAGGCCCAGAGCAAGCGAGGUAUCCUGACUCUCAAGUACCCCAUUGAGCACGGCAUCAUCACCAACUGGGAUGACAUGGAGAAGAUCUGGCACCAUACCUUCUACAAUGAGCUCCGCGUGGCCCCUGAGGAACACCCCACUCUGCUCACUGAGGCCCCACUGAACCCCAAGGCCAACCGUGAGAAGAUGACCCAGAUCAUGUUUGAGACCUUCAAUGUCCCUGCCAUGUAUGUGGCCAUCCAGGCGGUGCUGUCCCUGUAUGCCUCUGGCCGUACCACAGGCAUUGUUCUGGACUCUGGGGAUGGCGUAACCCACAACGUCCCCAUCUACGAGGGCUAUGCUUUGCCCCAUGCCAUCAUGCGUCUGGAUCUAGCUGGUCGGGAUCUCACUGACUACCUCAUGAAGAUCCUCACUGAGCGCGGCUACUCCUUUGUCACCACCGCUGAACGUGAAAUUGUUCGCGAUAUUAAGGAGAAGUUGUGCUAUGUCGCUCUGGAUUUUGAGAAUGAGAUGGCUACGGCUGCUUCUUCCUCCUCCCUGGAGAAGAGCUAUGAGCUGCCUGACGGCCAAGUCAUCACUAUUGGCAAUGAACGCUUCCGCUGCCCUGAGACGCUCUUCCAGCCCUCCUUCAUUGGUAUGGAAUCUGCUGGCAUCCAUGAAACAACUUACAACAGCAUCAUGAAAUGUGACAUUGAUAUUCGCAAGGACCUGUAUGCCAACAAUGUCUUAUCUGGAGGUACCACCAUGUACCCUGGUAUUGCUGAUCGCAUGCAAAAGGAAAUCACUGCCCUGGCUCCCAGCACCAUGAAGAUCAAGAUUAUUGCUCCCCCUGAGCGUAAGUACUCUGUCUGGAUUGGGGGCUCCAUCCUGGCCUCCCUGUCCACCUUCCAGCAGAUGUGGAUUAGCAAGCAAGAGUAUGAUGAGGCAGGACCAUCCAUUGUCCACCGCAAAUGCUUCUAAGGUGCCUUCUCUCUUAGUCUACCUUAUGUUCAGGACGACAGUAUGAUGCUUCUUGGAGUCUUCUGAACCACCCUCCCUCAUCUCUCAUCAAUCAUUGUACAGUUUGUUUACACACGUGCAAUUUAUUUGUGCUUCUAAUAUUUAUUGCUUUAUAAAUAAACCAGACCAGGACU